Molecule: messenger RNA, 701 nt
Organism: Dentiscutata erythropus
Lineage: Eukaryota; Fungi; Glomeromycota; Glomeromycetes; Diversisporales; Gigasporaceae
Source: the annotation of a GenBank genome assembly
UUUUUCUGGUCCUUCAUCACUACAAAUGUCAAAAACAGUUGGCAAUGUACCUGUUCCUGCUGUCAUUUUUUUCCCCGGAUCCAGUCCAAUCAUUAACAUUUCAUGUCUUGAUACAACUGUUACAUAUGAUUGUAGUAAUAAUCUCAUAAAUUAUACAGAUUACAUCGUUUAUUUUAGCAAUAGUUCAUUUUCGAGUACAUCAACUGUUUUGUUUUUAAUUUAUACAGUUGAUUUAAAUAGCUCUACUUAUCCAUACGUAACUCUACUUGAUUCAGCGACAUAUACGAAAUAUAAUGAUUAUUUUAUUGUUAGUGGUAGCAUAAGUUUAAAAGGCUCAAAGACUUCAAGUAAUAUUCAAGACAAACUUUCCUCAUUAUUAUAUGAAAAUUAUUACACACUUUCGCCAUUUCAAUGGAAUUAUAUAUUUUUAGAUCGCAUUCAAUAUCAGGAUCUCGAAAUUUCUUCAGAACAAGCUAUGUUUACUAAAGUUGCUAGUAAAUCUUCCCAACAUAGAGUUAAAUAUUUUGGGUUGUCAACUAGGAUGUUUCCUAUUGGACAAUAUAGCAAUGCUGAUUUUCCAAAUGUAACUAUACCAUACACUCUUUUACAAAUUUCUAAUAUGUCAACAAUUUUGACUACUUAUACGCAAGUAAACAAAGUGAGCUCGACCACCGUUGCUGGCUUCCUAUCUGGACUUGGUG